Molecule: messenger RNA, 155 nt
Organism: Racocetra persica
Lineage: Eukaryota; Fungi; Glomeromycota; Glomeromycetes; Diversisporales; Gigasporaceae
Source: the annotation of a GenBank genome assembly
CAGUAAUGAUAAAAUAUUAGAGAGUGAAAAGGACCAUAAGGAAGAUAAUGAAACGCAUAAUGAUGAAUAUAAUAAUAAAGAUAAUAAAGGGUAUAAUAAUGAAUACAAUGAAGAAGAUAAUGAGGAAGAUAGUGAAGAGUAUAAUAAGAGAUAUA